Molecule: messenger RNA, 2171 nt
Organism: Amorphotheca resinae ATCC 22711
Lineage: Eukaryota; Fungi; Ascomycota; Leotiomycetes; Helotiales; Amorphothecaceae
Exons: 4
Coding region: 396-1907 (503 amino acids)
Molecular function (GO): asparaginase activity; protein binding
Source: RefSeq, a predicted model, not a curated record
CCCGGAUCCAUGAAUAUACAGUUCUGUCAAUAUCAAUCAAUCAAUCAACAUUAAGACAAACAUCAACUUGACCCGGGUCUUUGCUCCUUUGCUUCUUUGGGCCUCGGCCUCCCUCGAUAUUCUCCUAGCGAACCUGGAAGUCCAGCCUUCACGACACUAUACUAGGGACUCGCCUCCUGCUGCAUCAUUGUCCCUGUCACUUCUCUGCAGAUCCCCAGAUUAUCAGAUCGUCAGCUUACAGCACAGAAUCCAGUUAUCAAUCCAUCUGAUAAUCUAGAAGGGCGUAGUUCUGUUCUGUACUGGAACACCUUCCACCUGGAGUUCUCCCACUACCUGCCUAGGUAUACCCAUCAUCAGACGCAUCUAGCAGGAUUAUAUCUCACCGCAUAACGACCAUGGCGACACUGAAUCCAGAGUCUCGCGUACUCAUCGUCAUGACCGGCGGCACCAUCUGUAUGAAGUCGAGUCCUGAGGGCUUGGUCCCGGCUAGAGGCUUCCUGCAGGCUGGCAUGGCCCCCAGGCCCUCCUUUAACGACGGUUCCAAACUAGAUCCUCUUCCCGUAAUGACUGAUGCUUCAACAAAAGAAUACUUCCCCAGUCUCCGAACCCCACCGAGCACCUACUCUAACCAUAUCCGAUAUACCCUCUAUGAAUUCCCCAAGCUCCUUGACUCUUCCUCCAUAUCAUCGGCUGGAUGGGGUCAAAUAGCUACCACGAUCCAAAAUAAUUACUCUCUAUACGAUGGCUUUGUUAUCCUACACGGAACCGACAGUCUAGCAUAUACCAGUUCUGCCCUCUCUUUCAUGUGCGCCCAUUUAGGAAAACCGAUCAUCUUGACAGGAUCCCAGGCUUCCAUUUUUGCAUUGCAGUCAGAUGCGGUGGAUAACCUACUUGGAUCCCUGAUUAUCGCCGGGACGUUUAUGAUCCCGGAGGUGUGCCUCUUUUUCCAUCAUAAUCUGUAUCGAGGAAAUCGAGCUACGAAAAUCUCCGCUUCUGCCUUUGAUGCAUUUGCAAGCCCCAACUACCCACCGUUAGCAAAAGUCUCUGCUAUGGGCGCAGAGGUAAACUGGAACCUGAUCAGUCGACCCAGGGCCAUUGCUAAAUUCGAGGUCCAAACCAACCUCGACACAGCACACGUAGCCUGCCUUCGAAUCUUUCCGGGAAUCAAACCAGAGAUGAUCGACGGUGUGCUCCGCCUGGAGGGCCUACGUGGUCUGAUUCUGGAGACCUUUGGCGCGGGAAAUGCCCCGGAAGGCGAGGAUGGAAGCCUUACAGCUGUAAUAAGGUCUGCCGUUCAGCGCGGGGUAGUCGUUGUCAAUGUCUCACAGUGUCAAUCCGGCUUUGUGUCUCCCCUCUAUGCGCCUGCCACCGCACUAGGCAAGGCAGGAGUAGUAUUUGGACAUGACUUGACAACCGAAGCGGCACUUACGAAGCUGUCUUACCUCCUUGCACUCCCGGAUCUAGAGUAUAACGAAAUCACAACGCAGAUGCAGCUCAGCAUCCGCGGCGAGAUGACCGAGGUCCUAAGCACGCAAUUCACGCACCCCGCUACUGAUGUGCCCGUUAUCACCGAGCGCCAACAAGCCUUCACUGCACUCGGACACGCCAUCGCGAAUGGUGAUGUGGACGCUGUCGUCCAGCUACUUACCGGAGACCCGUAUGGGCUUCUGGAUGCAAAGGACUAUGCUGACAACACGGCGUUGCAUCUGGCUGCCGUGGCGCCGGAUGUUCGGGUAUUGGAGGAAUUACUCAACCGAGGCGCAAGCGUCCAUGUGAGGAAUCGCGCGAGUAAUACGCCACUCUUCCUAGCAGAGCAGGUAGGGGCAACGGAACAUGUAAGGCUGUUAAGGGAGAGCGGGGCACAUUUUCAUGUUGAGGAAACCGAGAGAUUGAGGGGAGAUACUUAGAGGGACUCUGGUAGUGAAAGGAUAUCCAGGUCAGAAAUUUCUGACAAGUCAAGGGAAAUUCGGAGAUAUCUGGGAUGUGUUCUCGAAGCAUACGCUUGCUAGGCCAAAGAUUCCCGUGGGCAUCGUUGGGCGGGCAUAUACCAGUUGCAGUCUCUUAAUGCCACAUGUCCGCCUGUAAAUAUAAACUAUAAUCUAUGUAAUUCUAGGCAAAGUAACAAGCCAUCACCGGUGGAGAAGUAGAAUAUCAAAGGUACUAAAUCGCGC